AUGGACGGAAACACGUUUGGAAAGGGCUUCACAGUCACCACCUGGGGCGAGUCCCACGGAAAGUCGGUCGGAUGCACAAUUGGAAAUGUUCCUGCUCAGCUGAGAAUCACUGAGGCCGAUGUCCAGCCACAAUUGACCCGCCGCCGUCCCGGCCAGAGCGCCAUCACAACCCCCCGCGACGAGAAGGACAGAGUUGAGAUCCAGUCUGGUGUUCAAAAUGGCCUCUCCCUCGGUCUCCCCAUGAUGAUGGUGGUCAAGAACGAGGAUCAGCGCCCCAAGGACUACGGAAACAAGACCAUGGACAUGUACCCAAGACCCAGCCAUGCCGACUUCACCACCCAGGCGAAAUACGGAAUCAAGUCGGAAAGUGGAGGUGGCAGAAGCAGUGCCCGCGAGACCAUCGCCCGUGUCGCUGCCGGCGCUGUUGCCGAGAAGUACAUGAUGGACGCCUUCGGCAUCGAGAUCGUCGCGUUCACCAGCUCCAUCGGCGGCAUCGACCUCUUUCCCCCUACCCCCGAGCACCCAACCCCCGUCACCGACCCCAAGUUCCACGAGUUCCUCGACAACAUCUCCCGCGAGACCGUCGACAAGUUCCUCCCCGUCCGCUGCCCCGACCAGGCCAUCUCCGACAAGAUGGUCCAGUUGAUCACCGAAUUCAAGGACCGCAACGACAGCAUCGGCGGCACCGUCACCUGCGUCGUCCGCAACGUCCCCGUCGGUCUCGGCGAGCCUGCCUUCGACAAGCUCGAGGCCAUGCUCGCCCACGCUAUGCUCAGCAUUCCCGCCACCAAGAGCUUCGAGAUCGGAUCCGGCCUCACAGCCUGCACCACCCCGGGCUCCAUCCACAACGACCCCUUCGUCUCUACCAAGGGCAGAGAGGUCCCACCAUCAGUCGCCAAGAGCGGCGCCUACCUCAAGGGAUUCACCCGUCCCAAGCUCACCACCAAGACCAACUUCUCUGGUGGCAUCCAGGGUGGCAUCACCAACGGUGCUCCUAUUUACUUCAAGGUCGGCUUCAAGCCCCCUGCCACCAUUGGCCAGGACCAGCUCACUGCAACCUACGACGGCGAGUCAGAGGGUGUUUUGGCCGCCAAGGGGAGACACGACCCCUGCGUCGUGCCCCGUGCUAUUCCCAUUGUUGAGGCCAUGGCUGCUAUCACUGUGAUGGAUGCGCUCGUCAGACAUUUCGGUCCCAAGACUCUGAGCCAGUACCUCCCUUACUACAGGGAACCAAAUGAGAAGGGCGAGGCUCAGGUUGCGGCACCGGAUGAUCAGCUUUAA
Podospora anserina S mat+ is the source of this 1281-nucleotide messenger RNA. RefSeq lists its product as uncharacterized. Gene Ontology annotation, molecular function: chorismate synthase activity; FMN binding. Lineage: Eukaryota; Fungi; Ascomycota; Sordariomycetes; Sordariales; Podosporaceae. The transcript has 3 exons. The record is from RefSeq and is a predicted model, not a curated record. Gene Ontology annotation, biological process: chorismate biosynthetic process; aromatic amino acid biosynthetic process. Bases 1 to 1281 code for a protein of 426 amino acids. Gene Ontology annotation, cellular component: cytosol.